CAAGUACAUCCGGCCCUUCUCAGUUGACAGUUGUGAAAGGCGUCGCUUAAACCGAGUAGCCAGGGGAUACAUGUGUUAAUACAAUGCUCUGACGAGGCACUACGAUACAUUAUCAAGCAACAAAAGAUAUUGUUAUGGAGUCUAAUGAUUCCCAAAAUACAAUGACUCGAGUCACGAGGCAAUCAAUGAGGCAGUCUACAGCUAAAGCCAACAUUGAAGCCAGAGCACCCAUUAAGCGGACGAAGAGGGUGAUAGCAAAUGCAGCCCAUGAGGCAUUUGAGAAUUGUGAAAAAGAAACGAAUAAUGCAUCUGGAGAUACAGGGUCCCCCGAUAAGAAAAGGCGUCUGGAGGAAGACGAAGUGAUGGAUGGCGAUGAGGACGAUUGUAUGGAUGUUGAACCCGAGGCACAUCUGGAGAAACGGAAACCUCAAGAGAAGAGGUUGUCACUAGAUCCGCCUCGUCCUAGUCAACAACCAAACUCACGCCUUAUCUGUUCUGCACAAACGACUGGACCGUCUGACGUCAACAGCAUGACUUCUUCUGUGCUGUCGGAGCAUUUACAUUCGGGUCAAACCCACGAUCUAGAGGUGCAGAGAAACAAAGCAGUGGAAUCAUCAAGAAGUGAACGUUUGUCUUCUACCAAGUCUGCACAUCCACAUGGCCCACAAGAGGACGUACCCCAGAUUAAGAGCACCAAAUCGAGAAGUACAGCAGAUUAUCAGAAGCCUAUGGUCAAGGCCGUGGCCUCUGUUGUUCCCAGGCGUACCCUCUAUGUACCUGCUGUACGCUACACCAGGUCUGGGGGUUCUCACACACCACAACAGCUUUCUAAUAACGUUCCUCAGCAGAAACAACCGUUUCAACGGAAGAAUCAAGGCACAAAGAAAUCUACUAAGGAACCUGCCGUCGAGGAAACCCACGGAUCUUCCCCUCGAGGUUUCUGUUGGUAUUUAACCAGACUGGUGUGCCUCUUGCUGCUGAGCGCUGCUGUUCUUCUGGCGUCCAAGGCCCCUGCCCUCCAGGACCCCACAGGCGAUGGAGAGAACCGCGGCAAGAAAGUAAAGCUUGUCGAAUUUUCGGCCAAGUGGUCCGACCUCCAAAGCCAGUUCCCCGGCCAGCGCCUUGAGCUGUGGAAGAGGAGCAGGAUCCACCUGGAACGGCACCUCAGGAACGCCCGGCCCACAGAACCCGUCAGCCUGAUCCUGGUGGCGGGCCGCAGGGCCGAGCGGACUCUGGACUGCCUGGCCCGAGGGCUGGCAGCCGCCUUCUCCGCCGCCCACAACGCCUCCGUGCUCCACAUCGACGGAGCCGCCGCGGCCGGACGGGACAGCGACCGGGUCAAGAUGGACAUCGACGGCGCGCUGCAGGGGGCGUUCGGGGGAGGGGGCGACCGGCCCGCCGCCGUCAUCCAUCGCUUGGAGGAGCUGCCGCCGGGCUCCACGCUCAUCUUCUACCGCUACUGCGACCACGAGAACGCGGCCUUCAAGCAGGUGUUUCUUGCCUUCACUGUGCUGCUGCCCCAGGACCACGUGGAGACCCAACAGAGUCUGAAGGACGUGGAGGAAAUCGUGCAGGAUUACAUCGCAAAAAGGUUUGUGGGUUCGGGAAGCCUUGAAGCGUUUGACCGCAUGGAUGCGGACAAGCUGAGCGGCCUCUGGAGCCGAAUCUCACACCUCGUCCUGCCUGUGGCGGCCGAGAGCCAGGUGGAGCAGAACGGGUGUGGGCUCUCUCAAGAGGAGUAGAAGCCCCCUUCAGAACAGGCUUAGUCCCCGCCUACAGCCUAAAAGAACUAUGAGACCGAGUAAGUAUGCUAUUCAUGGCGUUGUCUGGUGCAGAGAUCUGCCACGCGCGUAUUUAAAAUGCGCCAAUGGAUGCAAAGCUAUGGUCCAAUUCAGCCAUGCAGAAUUCAAAUCCAUGUCGUACAACUAACGUGGUCACUAGUCGAUACAAUCAAUCAAUUACUUAUGCAUACAUUUGGCCAGUCAGGGCAAAUGCAUGAAAUAACAUGCAAUGCAAAAGUUUAAAUUAGUCUCUAUUCAUCAACAUCUUUGGUUAGGGACUGCACUUCUUACCUAAAGAAGCCUCUGGGUGGUAAUACAGUAAGUACAUUCUCCAAGAUUCCUUUCUCCUUUAGAAAAACUAGGUUGUUAUUAUGUAAAUAUGACUGCAAAAGUCAAAUUUGUCAUUUCAACUUUGCGUAUACGUUUCAUAUUGUAUUAUAUUUCUCCAUGCUUUAUUUUUGUAUAAAUACUUUGACAUCCACUGGCUUACCUUGAGGGAUUCGAAAAUAUCUUAAUUACGAUGGUGUAAUAAUUGUUAAUUAUUCAUUUCUGAUGCUGGAUUUUUAAAGAUAUAUUGGAUGCAAUGGUUAUUCCUCACAUCCCUCAAACACUGAAGUGAACCUCUCCAUUGUUCUGUUUAUGAAAACCGUCUACUUUUGAGUACCUGGCAGGACAUGAAGAGCCUCCCAAAAAAUAUAUUUAAAUAUAUAAAACUAUUUAACAGCCAGGUGGUCACAAAUGGUGCCUUACAUUUGCGUGCAUGGGGGAUGGGGUGGUAUCCUAACAUGUUCUUCAUCCCUUGGCUGAAAAUAAUUUAAUUUUUUUCUAAUAAAAUAAUUUAACCAAUUAAUUGUAACUGCAAGCGAUCCCAUCCCCCAACCUUAAUAUUUCCUAUUUCAGUUCAAUGAUCGGUGAGACAUUUAUCUUGUCAUACGAAUACCUAUUUUGAAUCAAUAAAGAUAUUUUGAUACAUA
Molecule: messenger RNA, 2755 nt
Organism: Gadus macrocephalus (Pacific cod)
Lineage: Eukaryota; Metazoa; Chordata; Actinopteri; Gadiformes; Gadidae
Product: torsin-1A-interacting protein 2
Exons: 8
Coding region: 135-1742 (535 amino acids)
Biological process (GO): membrane organization
Cellular component (GO): membrane
Molecular function (GO): ATPase activator activity
Source: RefSeq, a predicted model, not a curated record